This is a messenger RNA of Salvelinus sp. IW2-2015, 2073 nucleotides long. RefSeq lists its product as uncharacterized. Gene Ontology annotation, biological process: regulation of transcription by RNA polymerase II. NCBI's taxonomy places the organism in Eukaryota, Metazoa, Chordata, Actinopteri, Salmoniformes, Salmonidae. Gene Ontology annotation, molecular function: RNA polymerase II cis-regulatory region sequence-specific DNA binding; DNA-binding transcription factor activity, RNA polymerase II-specific. The record is from RefSeq and is a predicted model, not a curated record.
ACACCUGGGAUGACGUCAAAGAAAUGCGCGCGCAGAAUUUCUUCCCAGUUGUAAUCCAAACUCCACUAGCUGGUCAGUUAUGGAGGAACGCGAAGACUUCGUGAACAUUUUUAAAACACAGGUUAAGAUGGUUUUGGAUAUUCUGUUAAAUGUCGCCGUAUCGGAGAUAACACAUAUUUUCCAAGGCACUUCGGGUAACGCUACUAUCCAGAAUACAGUAUUACCCGUUGCUCUUUGUGCCGGAGACCACGCCAUAGAGACCGUGCAGGCAUGCAGACUGAAGAAUGCAUUGGAGAUGGCAAUAUGCACAUACACACGGGAAACCACUGAAGUGACACCACGUGCAACUCAACAUGAUGGUGGUGAGGCCCCCAGUGGCUCUGUUGCUAUGCCAAGGCGUGAUGAUGGUGAAGACAUGCACAUUAAUCUUAAAUAUGAGAGAUUGGACAUGGACUGGGAGGUGGUGAAGGUUGGUGUCUUUGAGGAGGGUGACAGUAUUGGGAACAGCAUGCACAAGAGUCAAGAGUAUGAAUGUCUUGUCUCUGAAUUGGCGUUUGAACCAUCGACAUCCUCAGAGGUCUGGGACCCCCACUGCAUACACACUGAAGACAGUGCUGCCACCACCACCACCCUGUCACUGUGUUCAAAUGACAACGUAUUGUUAAACUCCCCGACAGACAGACUGACUGAACAGGAGGCGCAGGUGGGUUCUUCCCAGGCCCCACAUCCAGUGCCCCUUAAAUGGCUUCUAUUUCCUCUUCCUAUCUCAGUCAGCCCAGUAAAAGAAGUGGAAUUAGAAAGGGGAAAGCUAGUGGGGAAACUGGAGCCUGUUCCCAUCGCCAUCAGCACGCCGGUGGAUUCGGAACAACAGCCAGCCUACACCCUUAGAACUAUAGAUACAGAACCCAUGCUUAGAACACCUGUGGGACACCUGGAAACACUCACUGACUAUGACAUCACUGGUGCUGCUGUCAAAGAAGAGCCACUAGGAAGCUCUGGACAACUGGAACUCAAGGAGGAGAUUGAGCUGGUCCGGCAUACUGCACAACCAAGUACACAACGGUACAAUGACAUUAUAGCAACAACACAACUAAGCACGCUACAAGAGCCCAUUCUCACCCAAGGAAACCCCAAUGUACACGUGGCCACACAAGCAAGCAUUAUAUUAAACCCAGCAGCAAAGGAAGAGCAGCGAGACCGAGGAGGACCAGUGUUGAGCGGGACCAGAAGCAGAAAAGGCUGUGACACCACUUCCACAGCACUUCAACCCACCUCCAUAUCACCUCACCGCUCUCCCCUCACCCCCUCCACUCCACCACUACUACCCCAUGACCUGGAGAAGCAGAUGAGACGCUGUUCAGUGAUACUCGAGGACAUGCGGCUGGUGGGACACUGCCACCGUCGCCUGCGCAUCUGCUGGGACUGUGGCAAGAUCUUCUACCGGAAACGGAAGCUGAGGUGGCACCGCCGUUUAAUCCACACCGGAGAGAAACCGUACUGCUGCUCCCUGUGUCACCGGGCGUUCUCGCUCCGGAAGAACCUGAAGCACCACCAGAGGGCCCACACAGGGGAGAAACCGUACCACUGUAAAGACUGCGGGAAGCAGUUCCAUUGCAACGGGAAACUGACGACCCACAUGAGGUUUCACACAGGGGAGAAACCCUUCGGCUGCACCCUCUGUAGGAAAAAAUACAGGGUGCUAAAGAACUUAGAGACACACAUGGCCACCGCACACCCGCACGCCAACCCACACCCUGGCUGAUGUCUUAACCGUUAGAACAAGUCCAAAAUGGUACCCUAUUCCCUUUUGUAGUACACUACUUUUGUCUUAUAUUGCUCCCUCUGGGAACAGGGUGCGGAAGAACUUGACACAUGACAUCGAGGUGAAAGACCACACCAAGACAGUGAAAGACUGAAUAGUAGAAGAUUCUGGAUAGAAUACUUGAGUGGGAUGCAGUGUAGGCGGCCUUCGUGUUAUCUAGAGAUCUACAACUACUGUUGAAGUUGGAAGUUUACAUACACCUUAACCAAAUACAUUUCAACUCAGUUUUUCACAAUUCCUGAGAUUUAAUC